CACGUGCGAGGCCGGAGAGAAGGGCUGACAUGCUCUGUGUGGAUACCAAACCCUUGAACAAGGAGAACAUUGAAGCCAUCGCCUCUCUGCUAGCUCAGAACAAGGAAGUCCGCCAGCCCGUGAAAGAGCUGAAGUACCGGCGAGCUCUGCGUAUGGCUUUGGACAUCCUGAAUCGCUCCAAAGAAGAUAGCCUUUCCAAAAGGAAAAGAGAGAAGCCAGCUGCCCACAAAGCAACCCAAGAGGGGCCUUUAUCAAUGGUCGUGGCUAGCCGCCAGCAGCUCUCUUCUGAAAAGGAUACGCGGAAGAGGAAAAGAGAGGAAAAGGCUCCGGAUGCACCUACAUCAUUGCAGGCCCAGAGCCUCCAUUCCCAUGACUUUGAAGAUGGACAAGGGUUAGGACCCACCUCUGCACUGCCCUUGAGGCUUAGAGAGAGCUCACUCAGCUCAGUUUUCGGGGAUGAAGAUGACGACGAAGAACUUCCCAGUAUCUUCCUGAAUCAAGAGCCCUGUUCGAUUGAAGCAGGGAUGCUGGUUUGGUACAAGCUCUGGAGAAACCCAUAUUGGCCAGCAGUGGUGAAGAGGGUGGAGCAGAAAGCCAAGAGAGUGAGUGUGCUCCUGACAGAAACAUUCCUGGCCGAUGAGAAAUUGAAGGGUUUCUGAGUCUCUCUGAGAAACCUCAAACACGUUGACUGUGAAGAGAAGCAGGUGCUCAUAGAUAAAGCUGGAGAGAACCACAGCCAUGAAAUUAACUGCUGCAUUGGCUUGAUAAAAGACUACAGAAUCAAAGUAGGUCUCCACUCCUUCAUGGGAUCCUUCCUGGAGUAUUCUGCCAGUGAUAUGAGCUACCCAGUGAGAAGAGGCCCAGUGGCAACUCUCCCAGAUUGCCUUCCCCAGAAUAGAGAUGAACCUGAAAGAUCUCUCUCAGGGGCAACGCCCCCUAAGCCUGCUAAGAAGGUUCUCCCCGACCGGAUGCGGGCGGCCAGCGACAAGGCCAACAAGAAGAUUGUGAAGUUCAUUGUGAAGGCCAAGAGGGCGGAGGAACACCUAAAGGCCAUCCUAAAGAGCAAGCUGUCUCGGUGGCUGAAGCACUUCCUCAAUGCCCCUCCUUACGUGACCUCCAUCGAGACAUACCUGGAGGAUGAAAGCCAGCAGGACCUUGUGUUGAACUACUUGCACGAGCUCUACCAGAGAGACACUGCCAAGAUGCUAUGGCUGAGGAAUGGAGACAGCAUCAAAUUCAUCUUGGAAGUCCUCUUUCCAGAGGGAAAGAGAAAUAUUUGAAGAAGAAAUCUUGGAAAAGAAGAAGCAGCAGCACCUGCAGGAGUCUUAUCCAGAAGACGGCUUGUGAAGUUGGCCA
Hemicordylus capensis (graceful crag lizard) is the source of this 1356-nucleotide messenger RNA. RefSeq names its product PWWP domain-containing DNA repair factor 3A-like. Lineage: Eukaryota; Metazoa; Chordata; Lepidosauria; Squamata; Cordylidae. The record is from RefSeq and is a predicted model, not a curated record.